CAAUGUGUUCGCAAAGAUGACGUCGACCGUAUGUUCUCCGGAUACUGUAUAAAGGGCCCUUCCGGGUCUCUUCGACAAAGUCUAUUAUAGGUGACCAAAUAGUUCAAUUUCAGGAACAUCACAAUCAUGGCCUCCUCCAAGAACGACCUCAACUCAUUGGCCGAGCAGGCCGAGCGAGAGCUCAACACAUAUCAGGCCAAAACAGGCAAUGCCCGCGGGCGGGACAUUGACGAAGCUGGAGUGGACACCAGGACCGAAAAGAAGUUCCCUGGCUCCCAAGUCAACUACAAUCCCGACCUGAGCACCAAUGCCGGCUACAACCGACGCAUUCCGCCCCAGGAAGGUGGUGACCUGGAUGAUAGAGGAAGGACAACACUAGGUGGCCACUUUGAGGGUCCAGGAGGACCUGAAGAUAAGAUUGCUCGAGCCCAACGAGACCGAGGUGGAGACAAUGACAACGAUGUUGUGCCGGGGCAAGCGAGCCUCCAGGGGCAAGGGACUAAGGAACGCCGUGGGAAAGACGCAUUGGAACAGGGCGUUGAUGCGUCCAGGACCAAUGUCGGUCGCAAACCGCCAGGAGUAGGAGGCUCCCAAUUCAAGGGGGAAGAUUACUACAGACCAGAGGAAGUGCCGGACAGCAUCGCCACGGAAGGCUAUAUUCCGCCGUCGAGUGUCACCCAGGCAUCGACAGAGACAGAGGGAUAUUAAGGGACUUGCUUAGCAUCCAGGGGAAACGGCCGAGAUGCAAAUAAAUACCUAAAUAAAUAAAAACAACGUGCUGAGACUGAGUAAGAGCUUCAGCUAAUGGGCUAUUGGGCCACUUGAA
Molecule: messenger RNA, 826 nt
Organism: Phialemonium atrogriseum
Lineage: Eukaryota; Fungi; Ascomycota; Sordariomycetes; Cephalothecales; Cephalothecaceae
Exons: 2
Coding region: 127-708 (193 amino acids)
Source: RefSeq, a predicted model, not a curated record